Messenger RNA from Penicillium brevicompactum, 393 nucleotides. RefSeq lists its product as uncharacterized. NCBI's taxonomy places the organism in Eukaryota, Fungi, Ascomycota, Eurotiomycetes, Eurotiales, Aspergillaceae. The transcript has a single exon. Bases 1 to 393 code for a protein of 130 amino acids. The record is from RefSeq and is a predicted model, not a curated record.
AUGUCCGAAUCUCCGAUUGGGCCCCCACAGCUCAGCGUGACCUUCAGUGAAUCAGGAAUCAUGACGGAGAGCCAAGGAUUUUCGUCACCAGUUGGACUGGACGAGACCGGCGGAAAGUCCAACACCAAGAGACUGUGCCAGGGUGGAGAUGACUCGGCCGCUCUGCAUCGUCAUGGAGAGAAAAACGGAACAUCUUUCAACACCGAGGUAUUAAAUGAUGACGGCGGAGAUGCCAGACCCCCGCGCAAAAGGCUCAAACACACAGCGGGUUGGCAUGACGCGAGGAAAACAAACCAGGCAGAUCUACGUCAACAGAAAAAGUUUGCUGAAAUGUCUUGGUUUUGGAGCAUGGGGUGGGCUCUGAAAUACCUGGAUGUUGAACCACACCGUUAG